This is a messenger RNA of Aspergillus costaricaensis CBS 115574, 2378 nucleotides long. RefSeq names its product amino acid permease GAP1. Gene Ontology annotation, molecular function: amino acid transmembrane transporter activity. Gene Ontology annotation, cellular component: membrane. The transcript has 3 exons. The coding region runs from base 336 to 2093 and encodes 585 amino acids. Gene Ontology annotation, biological process: amino acid transmembrane transport. Lineage: Eukaryota; Fungi; Ascomycota; Eurotiomycetes; Eurotiales; Aspergillaceae. The record is from RefSeq and is a predicted model, not a curated record.
CGGAUUCCGCUUCUCUACGGAAAAGAAAUAAGAAACUCCUGCCGCCCGGUUCCCUCAGAGGUGCUCAUAGUAUUCCCCUAAAGCCCUCCCCUCCUUAUCAUUACUAUCUUGGGAUUUGAGAUACCCUUCACUUGCACGGGCUGCAAACAACACAGUCACCAUCUCUGGAGUUCCCCUCCUCCUCCUGCCUACCUCACUCUCUCACCUUCUCCUCACCCCGCCCGUUAGUUUUUUCACUGGGGUUUCUGAACUGGCUUUGGUGAACACUUUGUUCCUUCUUCAUUCCAUCGUGAAUCGUUGCAUUUCUUCGCAAUCUGCAUCACACCUCUUCGGCCAUGGAGAAGGAUUUCAUUGAACCCAAGUCGGAGCCCUCGUUCGGCGACGCUCCCCCUCUCUACGGCGAAUCUGAAGCAACCAAGGGCAGCUUUGGCCAGCGAAUUAUCGAUAGUUUCAAGAGAGAUCCUAAUGCUCGUGCCUCGUCGCACCAUGAACCUGGUCACGAUGGGAAGACCUUCGAUAUCGAAAAUGCUGCUCAGAACACUGCUAGUUCUCCACUGGCACGCAAGCUCAAAGGUCGCCACCUUCAGAUGAUCGCGAUUGGUGGUUCAAUUGGUACUGGUCUUUUUGUCGGGUCUGGAAAGGUCCUGGCGGCCGGUGGCCCAGCCUCGGUCCUGAUCGCAUAUGCUUUGAUCGGCUGCAUGCUUUACUGCACUGUGCAUGCGCUGGGUGAAAUGGCCGUUCUCUUCCCUGUUGCUGGUUCGUUCUCGCAUUAUUCCACCCGGUUCAUCGAUCCCGCUUGGGGUUUCGCCAUGGGUUGGAAUUAUCUGCUGCAGUGGCUCGUGACCCUCCCCACCGAAAUUGUCGCCGCCUCGUUAACUGUCGACUACUGGGAAUCGGGCGUCUCCAAUGCUGCCUGGGUCGCUAUUUUUUGGACUGUCAUUGUGUGCAUCAAUAUGUUCGGUGUUAAAGGUUAUGGUGAAGCAGAGUUCGUGUUCUCCAUAAUCAAGGUCACCGCCGUAGUUGGCUUCAUUAUUCUCGGUAUCAUCCUGACUUGUGGCGGUGGGCCCCAUGGUGGAUACAUUGGUGGAAGAUACUGGCACGAUCCAGGUGCCUUCCACGAUGGCUUCAAGGGUCUUUGCAGUGUUUUUGUGAAUGCUGCAUUUGCGUUUGCUGGUACGGAGCUGGUUGGCCUUGCCGCCGCAGAGACCGCUAAUCCUAGGAAAUCGCUCCCGACCGCCGUCAAGCAGGUGUUCUGGCGUAUCACCCUCUUCUACAUCGUGUCUCUUACCUUGGUCGGCCUCCUUGUCCCCUACACCGAUUCCCGACUCCUCGAUGGUUCAUCUAGCGCCGAUGCCAAAGCGUCUCCGUUCGUCAUCUCCAUUGUGAACGCGGGAAUUUCUGGAUUGCCUUCGGUGAUGAACGUUGUCAUCAUGAUUGCUGUGCUCUCCGUCGGCAAUGCAGCUGUCUACGGCUCUUCGAGAACUCUGGCGGCUCUGGCUGAGCAACAGCAGGCCCCAAAAAUUUUCGCCUACAUCGAUCGCAAGGGCCGGCCUCUUCCGGCUCUCAUCGUUGCCUCGGCGUUUGGUUUGCUUGGGUUCCUGGCCGCUUCCGACAAGGAGGGUGAAGCCUUCACAUGGAUGAUGGCCAUCUCGGGUCUCUCCUCCAUCUUCACCUGGGGGUCAAUCUGCCUGUGUCACAUUCGCUUCCGUCGCGCCUGGAAACUGCAAGGGCACAGCCUCGACGAGCUGGCUUUCACGUCCCAGCCUGGUGUGAUUGGUUCCUGGAUCGGACUCAUCUUCAACUGCCUCGUUCUGAUUGCUCAGUUUUGGGUUGGCUUUGCGCCUAGCGGAUAUAGUGAAAUGUCGGCUUCGGCAUUAGUUUCCAACUUCUUCUCCGACUACCUUGCUGCGCCGGUCGUGUUGGCCUUCUACAUCCCCUACAAGCUUUGGUUCAAGACCCCCUUCAUCCGGGCCAAGGACAUGGAUCUCCACACCGGUCGUCGCGAUCUCGACAUCCAAGCGCUCAUCGAAGAAGAAAAGGCAGAACAGGCGGCCUGGCCUGCGUGGAAGAAGGUGUGGAAAUUCUUCUGCUAAAGCUGGGUUGGGUCACAUUUCAAAGGUGUUAAGGCUUGUUUCAUGCUUGGGCUGCGCUUUCUUCCAUCCAUAUCCCCUUUUUGCGCUUUAAAUAAUGUAUGAUAAUGAUCAUGCCUCCCUCUUCAGUUUAUGUUCCUUAGGUAGCAUAUUGAUCAGCGCUGAGCCGAUGCAUCGGGAUGGCGAAUGAAUGUUCUUCACUAAAUGAGAAAGUUCACUCGACGACGAAGACAGUCGACGCUGCUUAGUAGUGGAGGAAAGUAUGUUGACAAUGAACAAAUUGAGACC